UUCACGCCUCACUCUUCACUUCAUGUCUCACCCUCUCUCUUCCCCUCUGCAACUAUGGCUAGUCUUUCACUCAACUUCUACCUCCUUCUCUCCCUUCCUUGCUUUUUCACCGGCGCCGCUCCUUAUUCCAUCGGCGUCAACUACGGCACCGUUGCCGACAACCUUCCGCCUCCGACUCGCGUCGCUGCCUUCCUCAAGUCCCAAACCAACAUCGACCGCGUGAAAAUCUUCGAUGCCAACCCCGACAUUCUUCGCGCCUUCGCCAACACCAGCAUUGCCGUCACCGUCACCGUCGGAAACGACGAUAUCCCUUCCCUUUCCAAGCUAUCCGCUGCUCAGUCCUGGGUGGCCGACAACAUCCUCCCAUUUCACCCCAAAACCACUAUCAACCGUAUCGCCGUCGGCAACGAGAUCAUCGCCACCUCCGAUAAGUCCUUAAUCGCUCAUCUCUUACCCGCCAUGAAAGCUCUCCAUUUAGCUUUAAUCCUCGCAAACGUGACCAACGUCCAAGUCUCCACGCCUCACUCGUUGGGGAUUCUCUCCUCGUCGGAUCCACCAAGCUUGGGUCGGUUCCGACGCGGUUACGACCGGGCCAUAUUCGCCCCGAUUCUUGAUUUUCAUAGGCAGACCAAAUCUCCGUUCAUGGUUAACCCGUACCCGUUCUUCGGGCUCCAAGACGCCCAACCCGAAGCGCUGAACUACGCUCUGUUUAAACCAAACGGCGGCGUUUUUGAUCAGUUUACGGGGAAUAACUACACCAACAUGUUUGAUGCACAGAUGGACGCAGUUUUUUCGGCGAUGAAGAAAGCGGGAUACGAAGACAUAGAGAUCGUGGUGGCGGAAACGGGUUGGCCGUCGGCGGGUGACCCGAACCAACCGGCGGCGAGUGUGGACAAUGCGAUGUCGUAUAAUGGGAAUCUCAUAAAGCAUGUGAACUCUGGGAAGGGGACGCCGUUGAUGCCAAACAGGACCUUUGAGACUUAUAUCUUCGCUUUGUUCAACGAGGACCUCAAGUUCAGUGUUUCAGAGCGCAACUAUGGGUUGUUCAAUCCCCAUUUUGCCCCCGUCUACGACGUUGGUGUUCUCAAACAUGUACAGGCAUCGCAUCCUACAUCCGGUACACCAUUGAUGGCACCAUUGCCGGAUUCACAGAUGAAGUGGUGUGUGGCAAAAACGAACAUGAGCGAUGAGGCGUUGCAGAGGAACAUAGACUAUGUGUGCGGGAAAGGAAUAGACUGUGGGCCCAUAAAGAAAGGUGGGCCAUGCUUUAAGCCCGAUAUUGUAAGGUCGCACGCACUUUAUGCGAUGAAUGCCUAUUAUCGGGCCUUCGGGCGCCACGACUCCGAUUGUGAUUUCUCCGGGACCGGCGUGCUCACUACCACUGACCCUAGUUACAAGACAUGUUCGUAUUCUGGAGCAACGAGUGGAGAAAAGGUGGGCGAACCUUCACAGGCAGAGACAGGUGGCACUGUGAGGCUGGGAAGCACCACUUGCGUUCUCACCCAUAACAGUGGCUUAGUCUUGGUCUCCAAUGUAGUACUUCUAUUCCUGCUACACUUUUACAUGCUCUCUUAAUCAUUAUCGUUGUUAUCUGAACUUUGAAUGGAAUUGUCAUGUGAUUGUGAUUCGACA
This is a messenger RNA of Prosopis cineraria, 1632 nucleotides long. Its product is annotated as glucan endo-1,3-beta-glucosidase-like. NCBI's taxonomy places the organism in Eukaryota, Viridiplantae, Streptophyta, Magnoliopsida, Fabales, Fabaceae. Gene Ontology annotation, biological process: carbohydrate metabolic process. The record is from RefSeq and is a predicted model, not a curated record. Gene Ontology annotation, cellular component: plasma membrane. Bases 55 to 1575 code for a protein of 506 amino acids. The transcript is spliced from 3 exons. Gene Ontology annotation, molecular function: hydrolase activity, hydrolyzing O-glycosyl compounds.